Molecule: messenger RNA, 5080 nt
Organism: Doryrhamphus excisus (bluestripe pipefish)
Lineage: Eukaryota; Metazoa; Chordata; Actinopteri; Syngnathiformes; Syngnathidae
Product: calpain-5-like
Biological process (GO): proteolysis
Cellular component (GO): cytoplasm
Molecular function (GO): calcium-dependent cysteine-type endopeptidase activity
Source: RefSeq, a predicted model, not a curated record
ACGCACACACACACUUGGCAUACGAACACACACACACACACACGGUGUCCUGUGCCACACGAGUUCCCCUCAGGGGUUGUAUUCAUUAGAAAGCUAUUUAUCAUCUGGGUGGUCUGAGGUGAGUGAUUUCCCAUAAAUACUGUAGAAUAAAACAAUAUGAGAGGAAGGUUAUGUCCAGUAUAGGAGGAGGAUACAGUUAGGAAAACAGGCAGGGUGUGGCUUCAACAAUGCAGUGAAGCAGUGACGUUGUGUGGGAGGGGAAACACAGGCAGGUAAAAACACUCGAGAGCUUCCUCAUUGUGGAGCAAGAAGAUAUACGUCCCUGUGAGAAAGUUGUGAGUCUUCUAGCAGUGGACUAUGUUCUCCUCUGCGACCCCCUACAAGAACCAGCACUACGCUGAGCUCAAGAAGGACUGCAUCAAGAGUAAAAAACUCUUUGAGGAUUCAGAGUUUCCAGCCAUAGAUUCAUCGCUGUAUUUUCGGAAACCACCACCUGGUAUUGUGCAAUGGAAACGUCCCGGGGAGAUCAGCACUGACCCUCACCUGUUUGUGGAGGGCGUCAGCGCGCAUGACUUGAACCAAGGCUCAGUGGGUAACUGCUGGUUUGUGGCUGCCUGCUCAUGUCUGGCCCUGAAGCCUAACCUGUGGAAGAAGGUGAUUCCAGACUGGAAGGAGCAGGAGUGGGACCCCAAACACCCAGAGGAAUACGCCGGAAUCUUUCACUUUCAGUUUUGGGUGUUUGGCGAGUGGGUGGAUGUGGUGGUGGAUGACCGCCUUCCUACGAUCCAUGGAGAACUCAUCUACUGUCACUCCAAAGACAACAAUGAAUAUUGGAGUGCUCUGCUGGAGAAAGCCUAUGCCAAGCUCUCUGGCUGCUAUGAGUCGCUGGAGGGGGGCAACACUGGAGACGCUGUGGUGGAUUUCAGUGGAGCUGUGUCUGAGGCCAUCAACCUGGAGGCAGAGGCUUACUACAAGGACCAGAAGAAGCUAGACCACUUCUUUGAAGACCUACUGAAAGUGUACGACCGAGGUGGCAUCAUAAGUUCUUCCAUUAAGGCACAACCUCACGAAAUUGAGCUCAAGAUGGCUAACGGGCUGGUGAAAGGUCAUGCGUACUCUGUGACCGCGGUAAAAAGGGUGCGCCUGGGUCACGGCCUGAUGGCCUACUUCAAAAACGAAACCAUCCCUAUGAUCCGAAUGAGGAAUCCCUGGGGAAAGACGGAGUGGAAUGGAGCCUGGAGUGACAGUUCUGCAGAAUGGUCAAAGGUUGGCGACACAGAAAGGGGCAACCUUGGCAUCACAGUGGAGGAUGAUGGCGAGUUCUGGAUGUCUUUCACAGACUGGUGCAAGUACUUUACAGAUGCCGACGUGUGCCGUCUCAUCAACACGUCCAUGAUGAGCUUCCAUAAGACCUGGCAUGAGGUCAUGCACUUUGGGAGCUGGACCAAGCAAGCAGAGCCUCUCUUGAACCGCUGCGGCGGAUGCGCUAACCAUAAGCAGACCUUCCUGCAGAACCCACAGUACAUGUUUGAUGUCACAAAGGAGGCCGACGAGGUCCUCGUCUCCUUACAACAGCGAGAUAUGAAGAUCCACAGGAAAAUCGGACAAGGGGAAAAUCUCACAAUUGGCUUCAGCAUCUUCAAGGUGGAACUAAACAGGAAGUACAGGCUCCACGACAUCCUGACCCAGAACUGCGUGGCGACGUCAACAUACAUAAACGCCCGCACGGUCUUCAUGCGUUGCAUGCUGCAGCAGGGCCGCUACGUCAUCCUACCCACCACCUUCAAGCCUCACACUCUGGGAGACUACAUGAUCCGAGUCUUCACCGACUUGGACUCGGGCUGCAGGGAGCUGAUCGAGGAUAAGCCCAGGGUAAGAUGUUGGAGUUCUUUCCUUGGAUACCCACAGGCCGUGAGCCACGUGUACGUCCAUUCUGCUGAAGGCCUGCAGAACCAGGACAGCACAGGCGGCGCAGACCCUUAUGUGAUCAUAAGCUGCGAGGGCCGCUCCGUAAAGUCCACCAUUAAGAAGGACACUUUAACACCAGAGUUUGCAACCAGUGGUAUUUUCUACAGGAAGAAGCCCAGGAAGCCUAUAACUGUGCAGAUCUGGAACAGUAACGCAGUGCAGGACCAGUUCAUGGGCCAAGUGAUGCUAUCUGCUUCAGUGAAGGACACUGCCGAUCCUCAGAGGCUGCGGCUGAGGAAACAAGGCCGCAACAUGGCCGACGAAAUGCCGGGGAGCAUCACUCUGAGGAUCGUCACUUCCUCCCAGCUCACCGCCAUGUGAGGCUUAGUCAAACAACUCGACUGUGAAACUAUGUGACAACAAUGUGCCAUCACAGAAAGACAAUUAGUACAGUAGGCAAUAUUGCACACUUUUUAACCUUCUUUAUAUCGUCUAUCAUGAGUAACUUAUGACAUUUUUUAGUAAUGUGGCUGGCAAAUACUAUAUAAUGUAUUAUACAAAUAUAAUGUGAGUAACGCUACAUUAUGAUGUAGUGUAAUUAAUGUACACUCACCAGACACAACAUUAGGUACACCUGCAUCCUAAAUAUACUGCUUUCUAGUUCGUUUUGACAAUAUUUUGGUUGUAGUUUGCAAGAGUGUGCGAGUGCGCUGCAACAUAAUAUCUGUUACCACAACAAUACUGAAUACCUCAAAACUAGGGAUGUCCAAUAUCGCAUAAAAAAUCGGUGUUCAUCGGUAUCAUAUUUUUCCCAAUAAUGAAAAUCAGUAUUUUUUUAAAAUGCUUUAUAGAUAGACAUUUUAAUGUUUACGUAGUGCAAACCCAGCACUUUUGUGCUGUUUUUGCUUGUCCCCGGCCGAUCUGACCGCACUGAAGUUGGCUAGCUCCGUUAGCUCACGUGGGACGCUAGCUCUUAGCCAUUCAGUGAAGCACAAAUUUCAUUCUGGUCAGCUCAUUGAUCUUGAGGCUCAACCUGAGGCUUGAAUAUCCACUUCCUUGCUAGCCGCUUGACUUUCAUCUUAAACCACUACGUUGAUGUUUUGAUAUCAAUGGGUAGACAGGGAAUCACACUGAUACCUGACAUCACACUCAUUACUCACUUGUAAAAUUUGUUUGAAAUAAACAGAGCUGUGUGAAUUCCACGACAUACAUAUAUAUAUUUAUUAUAUAUAGAUAGUGUAUUACUCUCUAAGAAAAAAUCACAUUUGCAGCAGUUCGACAAAAAAAAUGGCUCCAGUAUUUGCUGGCGCCAAAAGAUGACCUCAUCAAACCGCCUCUCAAGCGUGUAAACAAACGUGGGCGAGUAGUAACAAACUAGCUUGCUCCUUCCGUCCAUUUUCUCCACAUGACACCUAUUCUAACUAGUAGGAAUGUAACAAUUCCCAGAAGUAAGGAUGGUAAAAUGUGACACUGUGUGUGCGCGCUCGAUUAGGAGAGUCCGUGGAGCAUCAGAUUUACAAUGUUGGACCACCGCUACUCAUAGGAAUGUUAAGUCCAACUUUAAGCCUUUCUAACUCAUGGAUCGGAGGUUCAAGACAACAUAAAAGGUAUGUAGGAUAUAAUUUCACUCUAAUAUCUAUCUGCAGGUGAACUUUUAUUAAAAUGUGAUGGUGCGAAAUAGGUUUAUAUUGGCCCGGAAUUAAAGCGUACAUGCACUCUGAAGUGUGACGUAGAAGCCGAAACAGCGUGGUGCUGCACAGUGGCUACGUGGUAGCCAGGGGUUCUCUCCGGCCAUCCUACUGCCCAUCUAGACAUUUCAGGUAUCAACUCAUUGCCACCCCAUGUGAGUAAUGGUUUCAUCUUGGAAUCCGCCAAAAUUUUUCGAUACAUACCUUUGAUUAUCUUUACAUUAGAUUUGCAGGUGUGCUUAAUGAAGUGCCCACAAGUGUAUAACAUGCAGCUACGUAUAUACAAUUUAAACUAGAGAUGCUCCGAUCGAUCGGCCAUGUUCUACAAAAAACACGUGAUCAGCAUAUGUCAACAAACUGCUUUCAAAAUAAUAGUAAAAAAUCAAUCGGCGCAAGGUAGCAAAUCCUACAUGUCUGUUGUGUACUUAGGAAUACCAACAAAAAAACAUCUCGUAUUGAUCUUGCCACAGACUGUGCCAAUCUUUGCCAGCGUAUUCGAUCACUCCCUUACCAAACCUAUUGCCGUUCGACGAUUCUUGCAUCUUUGUUUACAUACCGUGCCUAGCUGUCACUGACUGUAUUUUACAUUGGCGGCAGCAGGCUAGCUAGCUACUUAUCCACCUAGCUUAUGGUUUUCGGGCUCCAAAUAUUACUUUUUACUACAGUGACGUUUUGUUGUUAAAACAAACAAACAAUGCAGUUAAUUUGGAGCUCGUUUUUGUCCUGCAGGAAGCCUACAAGUGUAUAUCACGUUUUUGGGAUACGUACUAUUAUUGUUUAAUGAACAUAAAACAGUGUAUCCAGUCUUACACAGGGGUCUCACAGGUUUUUUUUGUCUCCUAUCUCACAAGGUGAUGUUGAUGCCAAUUUUUUUUUAUUAUAACUGUUGAAUUCAGACUUUAUGUCUUCAUGGCAUAAAGACAAUGCCCACACUGUUUGAGUGGAGCUCUGUUGGUAAAUAAAGUAGAACACAAAUAGUUGGAGACCCCUGCAACCUGGACACUGAAUUUAUUUGUAUUAUCUUAAUUCUCUUAAGUUUAUUUCUCAUUAUUACUCCAAAACAUGCAUCAAAUUAAAUUCAGGUUUAUGUCAAACAGUACAAAAAUGUUCCACACCAAAAAAGGCAAAAAAAAAAAAAACCCUCUUUGCCAGGGACCCUCGAAAUCGUCUAACAGCACCCAAGGCCAAUACCACUCAUAAUAAAUUGGAAAAAGUACAGUUAAACCAUGUGAUAGAUGUUGGUUGAUCUCACUUGUGGAUGAUCGGUACCGGAGCCGGCAACAUAAAACCCUGAUCGGAGCAUCCCCAGUUUAAAUAGGUAACAGGGUUAUGCAUUACAGCAAAUCUUGUUUCCUCUUUUUUUAUUUCAGUCCAGUUCCCAAACUGUGAUAUUUUUUUACACUCAAGACACAGCCAUGCACAAUUCAAAGUUCAAAAAGUCUAUUGCUUCAACCACAAUUAAAAAUAGUUUAUCCAAAACCUCA